This is a messenger RNA of Penicillium robsamsonii, 2358 nucleotides long. It is a transcript of the gene culA, whose product is annotated as cullin culA. Gene Ontology annotation, cellular component: SCF ubiquitin ligase complex. The transcript has 5 exons. Lineage: Eukaryota; Fungi; Ascomycota; Eurotiomycetes; Eurotiales; Aspergillaceae. Gene Ontology annotation, molecular function: ubiquitin protein ligase binding. The record is from RefSeq and is a predicted model, not a curated record. The coding region runs from base 1 to 2358 and encodes 785 amino acids. Gene Ontology annotation, biological process: SCF-dependent proteasomal ubiquitin-dependent protein catabolic process; protein ubiquitination.
AUGUCUCUCGCAAUGCCACCGGUACCUCACAAGGAUGACCUUGAUUCAACUUGGUCAUUCCUAGAGACAGGAAUCGAGAGCGUCAUGCUCAACCUUGACUCCGGUAUCGAUAUGAAGACUUACAUGGGUCUAUACACGGCUGUCCAUAAUUUCUGCACAUCCCAAAAAGCCGUUGCUAGCGGUCAAGGCCUACAAGGCGGACGUGGAGGUUCGUUUUCUCUCCUUCGUGCCGCACCCUCGGCUUCCCGUUCUGAGCUGACCUGGAUCAAAGCCCAUUUGCUGGGCGAGGAACUUUACAAAUUACUCGGCGAAUACCUCUCCCGCCAUCUGAGUGGAGUCUUCAAGCAAUCACAGAGCCACACCGAGGAAGGCCUGCUUGGCUUCUACAUCCGUGAAUGGUACCGCUACACGACCGCCGCCAAGUACGUGAACCACCUUUUCCGCUAUCUCAAUCGUCAUUGGGUAAAGCGUGAGAUCGACGAGGGUAAGAAAAACGUAUACGAUGUUUACACCCUACACUUGGUCAAAUGGAAAGGGGACUUCUUCGAAAAAGUCCAUGAGAAGGUCAUGGACGCUGUUCUGAAUCUGAUCGAGAAGCAACGGAACGGAGAAACCAUCGAGCAGUCACAGAUUAAAUCCAUUGUGGACUCGUUCGUGUCACUGGGUUUGGAUGAGAAUGAUAGCUCCAAGUCAACACUGGAUGUUUAUCGGCAGUACUUCCAGCUGCCGUUCAUCCGUGACACCAAAACCUAUUACGAAAAUGAGUCACGGCAGUUCGUGGCCGAAAACAGUGUGGUGGAAUAUAUGAAGAAGGCAGAAGCUCGUCUGAAGGAGGAGAAGGAGCGGGUCGGCUUGUAUUUGCAUCCAGAUGUCACCAAGAGCUUGACCGAUACCUGUCUGUCUGUUCUUGUCACCGCCCACUCGACUUUGCUUCGUGAUGAGUUCCAAGUCUUGCUGGAUAACGAACGCCAGGAGGAUCUUGCUCGUAUGUAUCGACUCUUAUCACGGAUCAAGGAAGGUUUGGAUCCUCUGCGCACGACGUUUGAGAACCACGUGAGACGGGCUGGUCUGGCUGCUGUUGAAAAGGUUGCCUCGGAAGGAGAAACACUCGAGCCCAAGUUGUACGUUGAUGCUCUACUGCAAGUUCACACGCGGUACCAGAGCUUGGUUGAUGAGGCCUUCAAUGGUGAGGCCGAGUUCGUGCGUUCUCUUGAUAACGCCUGCCGGGAGUUUGUCAAUCGGAACCGCAUCUGCAAGACCAGCUCUUCUAAGUCACCCGAGCUGCUGGCAAAAUACACGGACUCAUUGCUCAAAAAAGGAUCCAAGUCGGCUGAAGAAUCGGAGCUUGAGGAUAUGCUGGUGCAAAUUAUGACAGUCUUUAAGUACAUCGAAGACAAAGACGUCUUCCAGAAGUUCUAUUCUAAGAACCUGGCCAAACGUCUCGUUCAUGUGAGCUCUGUUUCUGACGACGCUGAAACAAGCAUGAUCAGCAAGCUGAAGGAGGCAUGUGGUUUCGAAUAUACCAACAAGCUGCAACGCAUGUUCCAGGACAUGCAGAUCUCCAAGGAUCUUAAUAACAACUACAAGGACUGGCAGGACAAAGUGCUAGAUGAUGAGGACCGAAAGAGACAGACCGAUGCCCACUUCCAGAUCUUGGGAACUGGCUUCUGGCCGCUCAAUGCGCCGACUACACCAUUCCUUGCGCCACCGGAGAUAGUCAAGACUGCCGAACGGUUCCAGACAUUCUACUUUGACAAGCACAGCGGCCGCAAGUUGACAUGGCUGUGGCAGCUAUGCAAGGGCGAAAUCAAGGCUAACUAUAUCAAAAAUGCCAAAGUGCCCUACACCUUCCAGGUGUCGACCUACCAGAUGGGUAUUCUGCUCCUUUUCAACGAAGCCGAUACUCUGUCCUACGAUGAGAUCGAAAAGGCCACCACUCUGGCAUCCGAAAUCCUCGAUCCCAACCUGAGCAUCCUGCUCAAGGCCAAGGUCCUCAUCGCCAGCCCCGAGGGCGCUAAGCCCGAGCCCUCCACUUCGUUCACAUUGAACUACAACUUCAAGAGUAAGAAGGUGAAAAUCAACCUUAACAUUCAAAUCAAGUCUGAGCAAAAGGUCGAGGCCGAUGACACCCACAAAACGAUAGAAGAGGACAGGAAGCUCCUGCUCCAGUCCGCCAUUGUCCGAAUCAUGAAGUCGCGCAAGAAGAUGAAACACGUCCAGCUUGUCCAGGAGGUCAUUCAGCAGGUCAAAUCCCGCUUCCCACCUAAAAUCCCCGACAUCAAGAAGAAUAUUGAAGCUCUCAUGGAGAAGGAUUACAUUGAGCGCAUGGACGGCGAUGAAAUCUCAUACAUUGCUUAA